Molecule: messenger RNA, 482 nt
Organism: Theobroma cacao (cacao)
Lineage: Eukaryota; Viridiplantae; Streptophyta; Magnoliopsida; Malvales; Malvaceae
Product: taximin
Source: RefSeq, a predicted model, not a curated record
AAAUAAGGAAAAUAUUUUGAAGGGAUUUUACAGAGAAAAUGGGAGACUGCAGACCAUUGGGGUUCCUACUGGGGCUCCCUUUUGCCCUUGUUGCAGUGGUUUUGUCUGUCGUUGGUGCUGUUAUCUGGGUUCUUGGGACUAUAUUAAGCUGCCUAUGCCCUUGUUGCAUAUGCUGUGCUGGACUUGCCAACUUUGCCAUGGAUCUUAUCAAGCUUCCUGUUAAAGUACUUAGAUGGUUUAUUGAUCAAAUACCCUGUUGAUGUUGCUUCUAUUUCUGAUACGUCUUGAACAGAUUCUUUUUUUAUUGUAAGUUUUUUUCCUGUGAUCGAUCUUAGAGAAAUUAGCAUUUUUGGUUUUGAUAUAGUUUGAUUUUUAGUAUAUUAUCAGAAAAUGUGAUUUCCUCUAAACCGUAUGAAUGCCAUUGAUUGCAUUUAUUACUCUUGGACGAAUAAUAACUUUCAGCAUUGAUUCUUGAUUACAAA